AAGCUAGCAGGCGAAGUGAAACCAUGGCUCAAAUUAGGAAGAUGGACUGCCACUUAAUGGUCAGGUCAUCGGCCGAUAAGUUCUACGACGCCUUCAGGAACAAAGCCAAACUUACACCAAAGAUGUCCGAUGGAUUCGUUGCCGACGUAAAACUUCUCCAGGGUGAUUGGAAUUCCGUCGGUGCCGUUAGGCUCUGGACUUAUGAUUUCGAAGGUAAGUCUCAAAUGGUUAAAGAAAUACUGGAGGGCGUAGACGACGAUAACAAGACGAUGGUUUUCAAAGUGGUGGAGGGUGAUGUCUUGAAUUAUUACAAGAGCUGGAGGACCGUCCUAAACAUCACGGCGGCCAGAGAGGGAAGCUUGGUUAAAUGGACUAUGGAAUUUGAAAAGCAAAACGACGACGUCCCCGAUCCCAUCAAGAACGCCGACUACCUGAUAACCUUGGCCAGAAACAUCGAUGCUUAUCUUCUUAAUGCUUAAUUGAAGUAUGGAUCGUUAAAUUAUAAAGCAAAAC
Hibiscus syriacus is the source of this 513-nucleotide messenger RNA. Its product is annotated as kirola-like. The transcript has 2 exons. NCBI's taxonomy places the organism in Eukaryota, Viridiplantae, Streptophyta, Magnoliopsida, Malvales, Malvaceae. The record is from RefSeq and is a predicted model, not a curated record. Bases 24 to 479 code for a protein of 151 amino acids. Gene Ontology annotation, biological process: defense response.